AUGAAAGGAGUUUCAUUUUUUUUCAUUCUUCUGUUUCUGGAAGCUCAUGGAUCUUUUCUUGACGACUUUCGUAGCGCCAUAUCAAACAUAAACAAUGGUUUUGGAAAGUUAAUAGGUGAUGUUGUCACUGACGUAAAGGAUACCAUAUACUGUACCAUAUCAGCCGUUGAACAAGUGCUGGUCCAAAAUGGACUUCUUGAUAAACGGACAUUAUAUAACCAAAGAUGUAAGGGUAUAGAAAAACCAAAUGUGCAAACCAAUUUCCGAGACGGUCAUAACAGAGCUGUCUCUCAAAUUCGGAAACACUCAGUUAUUCAUCAUAAACACUCUACGAGGCGCAUUUCUCACGAAUCAGUCAAAACGGUUAAUAAAACAAUAAUUGACAUAGGUACCAACAUUUUAGGUAAUCAAAUGGACAUGAAAAAAGUUCCGACUACGGAUGAGGCUGAUCGAUUAUCCGAAAUAAGGAAAAUACUACAGCAGGAAUCGGAAAACAUAUCAGAAAACGUCAAAAAUGAAAUAAAAAAAUUACACUUGGAUAGUAAAACACCUGUUGAAUCUAUUUGGGAAGAGAUACAACUUUUAAACGACUUACGUCGAAACAGUAAGAACGAAACCGAAGUUAAGGAGAUAAGUCGGAUUUUAGAUAAAGUGACAGACGGGAUGCAUUCAAAAAUUGAUAGCCAAAAAAUACUAGAUACUCAUAAAUUAGAAGAACUUAAGAAAGUAGUUUUUCAAAAGAAAACAGAUAAUAAUGGGAAACUAAAUUCUUCAACAGAAAAACAAGAGCUAUCCAAAAAGUCUAAAGACAGCAUAGAUGUGGAGAAGUUAAAGAAGAACAAUAUUAAAGACGAGGUAAAUCAUAAAAGAGAUGGUAAUACGCAAAAAGAACAUAACCAAUCUCAAGAAAAAUCUAUAUUUAGCUUAGGUUUGGAAUCAUUAGGUUCGUUUUUUAAUUCAAUAUCUGCUAGUCCUGAUGAUGUAGAAAACGCUAAAAAAUUAAUAACAGAUAGUCAACAUUCUGACAAGGUAUUAAAUUAUUUCUUUAAUGUGCACUAA
This is a messenger RNA of Pararge aegeria (speckled wood butterfly), 1059 nucleotides long. RefSeq lists its product as uncharacterized. The coding region runs from base 1 to 1059 and encodes 352 amino acids. The record is from RefSeq and is a predicted model, not a curated record. The transcript is spliced from 2 exons. NCBI's taxonomy places the organism in Eukaryota, Metazoa, Arthropoda, Insecta, Lepidoptera, Nymphalidae.